Messenger RNA from Lecanosticta acicola, 628 nucleotides. The record is from the annotation of a GenBank genome assembly. NCBI's taxonomy places the organism in Eukaryota, Fungi, Ascomycota, Dothideomycetes, Mycosphaerellales, Mycosphaerellaceae.
AUGUUCAAGAAAGAGUCAGUACGUGCCCAAUGAUACUGGUACGUCAUGUGCAUACUCACAUCUCCUCAGGUUCACGCCUGGCGCAAAGUCGAAGGUGAAAUCCUCGGCCCAGCGAGCCAUCCGAUCAAAAGUCCUGGAGACCUACCCGCUCCUUGAACCCUACAUCGAAGAGAUAUUGCCCAAGAAGGAACAACUUGAUCUUGUCAAGAUCCCCGACCGGGUCUCGCUCUACUGCAAUGGCGGCACCCCACUCUUCUGGCAACACAUGGACGAUCCCAUCAUCCCUCACCUCAAGGUCGUCCACCAAUAUCCGUGGUGCUUCAACCGCGUACGGAUAGAUCGCGGAGCGAUCAGGUUCGUUCUCAGUGGUGCGGCUCUCAUGGUGCCUGGCCUCACGUCACCGGGAGGAAGAUUACCCGGAGGCAAUGAAAUGGAAGAGUGGGCCAACGGCGGCAAGGAGCUGGAGGCGGGAGAUAUUGCGGUUGUGGAUGCCGAGGGCAAGGAGAAUGCGUGCAUGGUGGGCGCGUUGAAAAUGGGCACCAAGGAAAUGAAAGAGAAGAAGAAAGGCCCCGGAAUUGAGAAUGGACAUUACCUUGGUGACGGACUCUGGAAGCUGGAUUUGAGUUGA